CUAAAAUCUAAAAAUUUUGAUAUAAAAAAAAAACUUGAAAAAAUUGUUGGUAAAGAUUUAGCAACUAUAGUUAAUUCAAUAGGAAAAGCAAAAAGAUUAAAUGAAGUAUUCGGUGAUCAAUUUACAAAACAUGUUUCUAUUUCAAUUUCAGCUUUACGUAAAUCUAAUAUUGAUAAUCUUAUUAA
Racocetra fulgida is the source of this 185-nucleotide messenger RNA. NCBI's taxonomy places the organism in Eukaryota, Fungi, Glomeromycota, Glomeromycetes, Diversisporales, Gigasporaceae. The record is from the annotation of a GenBank genome assembly.